AUGGCAUUGGCCGCCUCUCCAUCUCUUCGCACCCUCAAAUCUCGGCAGAAGGACCAAGUCCGCUUCCAUGUCGACCAAAAAGGGGUAAUAGAAAGCCACAUCCUCCCUCAGAUUCUGUUCGACGAUCCCGACGAUCCCAACUAUCCCGUAACACAAAUUGAUGGCGCAGACCCAACGACAUUGUCUCUCGGAGCGUCAGAAUUAGCGACGGCACCAGGCCUCAAGGUUGCACAAGAUCACACAUCCUCCAGAUCAGGUUCAGUCAUCCUCGAGAAGCAGCCUGUACCCGAGAUAAAGAUGCCUGACAAAAAAUACACCCGCCUCUUGCGUAACCUACGGUGGACUAUUUUCUCCGUGUAUCGCCGUCUCAACGCCCUCGCUCUGGCUGCCAAUAUCAUCGCCAUCAUUGUGCUGGUUACACAGCAUAGACUUCUCUCCAUGUCACCAGAGUGGACUGCGACCGCUGUAUCUAUCAAUCUGACAGUGGCUGUCCUGGUCCGACAAGAAUUGAUCAUCAAUGCUCUCUUCUGGAUGUUCGGCAAAUGUCCCAGGUGGUUCCCACUGCGAUUUCGUCGCUUGGCGGCAAAGAUCUAUCAUCUGGGGGGCCUACACAGCGGAGCGGGCAUGGCGGCAGUCGUGUGGUUCGCCGUUUUUAAUGUAUCAAUCGUCAGAGCCUUGCGGACUGGAGCUUUGCGUCUACACCAGAACAGCAUACCCAUCAUCACCGUCAUCCUUGACGUCCUCCUGAUCUCCAUCAUUGCCAUGGCUCAUCCCGGCAUACGCGCGAGGAUACACAAUCAGUUUGAGCUGGUUCAUCGCUUUGCCGGUUGGACAGCUGUGGCUUUGUUUUGGGCCGAGUUCGGUCUCCUGGCAGAUGCAAGAGUCCACGAUGCCGCCUUCAGCAUCCCGGCUCAACGACUAGUCCUCGAAAGCCCCAUCUUCUGGACGCUUAUGAUUGCCACCAUUUCGAUUGCCUUGCCAUGGGUAUGGUUGAGAAAGGUCGUGGUCAACGCAGAGCCUCUGUCCGACCAUGCUAUACGUCUCCACUUUACCUAUACAAACUUGCCUCUCUGUGCUGCUCCUCGACUGUCCGACAGCCCCCUUCUGGAAUGGCAUGCAUUUGCUGGCAUCCCAGAAGAGGACGGCCGCGGCUUCUCGGUUCUUGUAUCCAAGGCUGGAGACUGGACGUCUCGGCUGAUCAGGUCACCGCCUACGAAAUUAUGGGUCCGUGGCAUUCCCACGAUGGGAGUGCUGCAUGUGGCCCCAAUCUUCAAGAAAACGGUUUUGGUGGCCACCGGCUCGGGAAUUGGUCCCAUAAUGUCACUGUUACAUAAGAGGGACAUUUCGUGCCGAAUACUCUGGUCUACCCCUGAUCCCGAAGUCACCUAUUCGAAGCGCGUCAUCGACGUUGUCCGUCGAGCUGAUCCGGAUGCUAUCAUCAUCAACACAACCGUCUCUGGAAGACCCAACCUUGUAAAACAGGCCUAUGAGCUGUUUGUUUCGUCCGAGGCGGAAGCUGUAUUCGUCAUCUCCAAUCCCAGGGUCACGAGAAGAGUCGUUUAUGACUUGGAGAGCCGGGGAAUUCCUAUUUUCGCUCCUAUCUUUGACUCGUAG
This is a messenger RNA of Cladophialophora bantiana CBS 173.52, 1614 nucleotides long. RefSeq lists its product as uncharacterized. Lineage: Eukaryota; Fungi; Ascomycota; Eurotiomycetes; Chaetothyriales; Herpotrichiellaceae. The coding region runs from base 1 to 1614 and encodes 537 amino acids. The transcript has a single exon. The record is from RefSeq and is a predicted model, not a curated record.